CGCAUUUCUCACACAGACCUGACGGCUCUGGACCCGAAGCCGCCGAUCUUCUCAGAAAUGGGCAGGAGCGCCACGAGAGGGUAUCAGAGUGGAGGGAGCUGUCGCCCACACCAUCGCGGGGAUUUGUUGUUACCCGUUACUGAACUUAAUGUCUUUCGUGGACUUUAGCCAAGUACGAUGCUACUUUACUCGUCUGAUUGAAGCCGUUUGACUUUACGGGAGAGUUCUGCUUCUGCCGGGAGGCUUGCGUGUUAAAGAAGAGCGGGAUCGCGCUUGUGGAUAACGGAGGGGACGACUUUGGGUCAACAUGAAUUUUACGGAGUUCUAUGUAAAUUUCGGUCACCUGUUCCCUAAGAAUCUGUCCCUUCUCAGGCACAUUAACAACCCCAGCCUUAAGGAGUCGCUCGCUAUGACGGAUGAUGUGCUGUUCUCUGGCCAUGAACCUGGCACCAUCGCGCUGAUCGUUAUCUACGCGCUCUCCUUUAUCGUCGGGCUCGUGGGAAACGUCAUGGCUCUAAGGGUCUUAACAAAGAAAAGACGGACACAGCUCAUCGGGGUCUCCGCAACACGCAGCCUCCUCAUCAACUUGGCCGUGUGCGACAUGAUGGUGUUGUGCAUCUGCAUGCCGGUCAAUCUCGGGCACCAGGUGUACAAAGCCUGGGUCUUUGGGGACUUCUUGUGCCGGGCAGUCCCCUUUGUGCAGGCUGUAUCUGUCUCCGCCAGCGUCCUCAGCCUGGCAGUCAUCAGCCUGAACCGCUUCUACAGCGUCCACAACCCCCUGAACGCCAGGUACUUCUUUACGUGGAGGAAGAUUUGCUGGAUGGUCGGGGUGGUCUGGACGCUCUCCUCAGGGCUUUGUGUUCCCCUUGCAUUUAUGAAUAAGACUAAGCGUUUAGAACUACCAGACCGAAAGCAUGUGAUCGAUCUCUGCGUGGAAAAUUGGCCUUACUUCAAGCUCAGACAAGCCUAUAACUUUCUGCUCUUUUGCACGCUUUAUGGCUUUCCGGUGCUUUUCAAUCUCAUCAUCUGCUUUCUCACAAUUCGAAAACUGUGGAACCCUGACGACAAACUGAAAGAAUACAACAAGUGCACCUUUGCUCAGUUGGAGUCACGACUGAAGGUACGCAAAAAAGUGGCCAAAAUGGUGGUGGCCUUGGUCGUGCUCUUCACGCUCUCAUGGUUGCCUCUUUAUGUGGUGGACAUUUGGAUCGAUUUGAACCUGCCAAAUGGGCCUUUGGCUGAGGACGUCGGUUUUGAGCAGGACAGACACGAGUGGAUUGUCCACCUUCGACCUUUUGCACAGUGGUUAGGGCUCACCAACUCGGCCCUCAACCCGCUGUGCUACUGCUUUGUGGGGAACUUGUAUCGAUCUGCAAAGAAGUUUCGAAGAAGCUACGGGAAAAAAAUGUCCUCCGUCUUCAACUUGUCCUUGUCACAAUCCCAGGGCAGCACUGCCACCCCGAUGCUGAUCUCCUACAGAUACGCGCACGAUAACCCGGGUCUGGAAGUCGGAGGCUGGAAGGAGUGUGACGAUCCAAGCAGCCGCCUCACGAAAUCCAAAAGCAUCUCCUCGGUGACCGUGUGCGAAACCGUGUUCGGCUGAGUGCGGUAGGCUGCUCUGGAGGGGAAUUUCGGACCAAGUUGUGUGAAAUAUGACACUAAACGAAUAACAACAACGUGAAACGUGAGUAUAAAUAAUUACUCGUGCCACUAAAUAGUCCGAUGAUUCCUUAUUUCGUUAUGUGUUUAUUUCAGUGACAUGCGCGCGUCAUGAAAUCAGCCCUGAAAUGAAAACUGUCAAAUUUGAGAGGGCGGGUUCUAUCGAGUACUGUGAUUUGAUUGGUGAAUCAUCCGGUAACGCGGAGGCAAACCUGCAACCAUCAAGUGUCAUAUUUAGAUUUCAGCGGUUCCUCAAGACCCACUGUGGUUUUCAUUCCAGCCAAAUUCACAAUUAGUAUGGCA
This is a messenger RNA of Polypterus senegalus (gray bichir), 1962 nucleotides long. Its product is annotated as galanin receptor 2a. Lineage: Eukaryota; Metazoa; Chordata; Cladistia; Polypteriformes; Polypteridae. Gene Ontology annotation, biological process: neuropeptide signaling pathway. Gene Ontology annotation, cellular component: membrane. The record is from RefSeq and is a predicted model, not a curated record. Bases 308 to 1603 code for a protein of 431 amino acids. The transcript has a single exon. Gene Ontology annotation, molecular function: G protein-coupled receptor activity; peptide binding.